This is a messenger RNA of Archocentrus centrarchus (flier cichlid), 2276 nucleotides long. RefSeq names its product TATA box binding protein (TBP)-associated factor, RNA polymerase I, A (gene taf1a). Gene Ontology annotation, biological process: transcription by RNA polymerase I. Bases 185 to 1543 code for a protein of 452 amino acids. The record is from RefSeq and is a predicted model, not a curated record. NCBI's taxonomy places the organism in Eukaryota, Metazoa, Chordata, Actinopteri, Cichliformes, Cichlidae. Gene Ontology annotation, cellular component: RNA polymerase I transcription regulator complex. The transcript is spliced from 11 exons.
CGGUGCAUUAUUAGGAACUCAAAGGUGAGGCUGCUCGUUGCAUCCAACACAAGCUCUCUAGUGCGGGCUAGCUGCUAGCAUCAGUACGGAGGAUAAACUAAUUCCUCCAGAAACGUCUGGGCAAACUUAAAACUGGUAGACACGUGCUAAAGAAUCCUGACUGAGUUUAACUGCUGUGCUGAUUAUGGAUGACUUGGAAAUAGAGCUGCAGCCUCUUGGUGACUUAGAGGAUUUAGAGUCUGACUUCUCAGAGGACAACUCUUCAAAAGGAGAGAAGAAAUUAAAGCUCCCUCUGGUUAAACCCAUGUGUGCAGUGAAUCCUCAGCAGUCUGGGUUUCACAAGAGUACCAACAUCUGUUUGGAGCACAUCAGAGAAGCCAUGCUGCACCACAGAUGGGAGGAGGCAGCAGAAUAUAUGGUGUGUUACCCCCAAAUUUUAGAAGCCAUAAGUCAAGCCAACACACAGCAGUUUAAGGAGGUUAUUUGGAGAGUUGCCAUUGAAAUCCUUCACCAUCAUCCCAACUCAACAAUGGAAGACUACAACAUCAUCUAUGAACGAAUGAAGCAUUCAGGGUUUAGACAUUACCUGAUGAUUUCUCUGGAACAUUCCUUCCACCUCCUGCUCCACGGUCAGAUUGAAGAUGCAAAGCGGCACCUUGCUGUAGCCGAGAGCUGGAGGCACGGGAAGGAGACAGCAGCUCAGUUUCAGAGGAUUAAACUGAUUCAGGGCUACAGGAGCCUGCUGGAUUAUAUCAUCUGGUGUGAAAAAAAGUCGACAUACUCCAGCAGCAAUUAUUUUGAUUCUGAUUCCAAUCAAACCAUGCAGAACUACUUCAGACAAGCCUCAGUGAAUCUUGAGGUGAUUUUGAAAGAUCCUGGUGUCUGGGAUCCCUUCAUAUUGAGUUAUGUUGAGAUGCUGGAGUUCUAUGAGAAUCACAAGGAAGCUCUGCAAGUCCUGAAUGACUACGCAUAUAACAACAAUUUCCCACCAAAUCCUAAUGCACAUGUGUACCUGUACCAGUACUUAAAGCGACACGAUGCUUCGGAAAAGAGACUGAUUAAAGUGUUGACGAUCCUCCAUACAUUGGUCCCCAGCCAUGAGUUGAUGUUGGAGUACAGCUCCCUCCUGCUUCACUCAGAGAAACAAAGCAACACCCAGAAAGCUUUAGCUGUUGUUCUGGAAAUGCUGGACUUCGCCUGCUGGAGGAGCAACCUGGAUGUGUGGAUGUGUUUAAAGGCAGUGAUACAAAAACUGCAGAAACAGGUAGACUGGGAGAACAUCGUCUGUGAAAAGAUGGCGGAAAGAAAAGACUGGUGGCCUGCGCUGCACUUCACGAGCUUCCACGCCAAGAAAGAUUCGGAGGAGAACCCGGAGCUUUUGGAAGUGAAAGCUUCGCUGACAAAAAUCCUUUGCCCAGACAGACCACUUAAGUACAGUGUGACUGGCUCACCGGUGAAACGUCAAGCUGAGAAAGAGAAAAGAAAAAGAAGACGAUAUGCAGUCGGGAAGCAAGUGAAGACUCCAGGCAAGAAAUCACGAUAAAGACUCUUAAUAUGCCCGUUUUUACAUGUUGUUUGUUUGUUUUUUUUUUUCGUGAGAUUAUUCCUUAUUUUAUAAAAAUGUUAAUUCAAGGUCCACCUGCAGAGAGUGGUGUUCCCAAACUCUGAAGCAAAAUGUGCCUUGAUCUAGUUUCUCCACUGUGUGGCGCUCUUGUUCUGCAUUUUUGCAGCGAGUAUCUGGAUCACCUAAUUUUGAAAAUUGUACCUCUGACUGUUAGUGUUUGUGUCUGAUUCAUGGUUUCUGUUAACCUUUUCUUAUACUGACUGCUGUAUAGAAUGUUAAAUUCUUAAGCAUCAGUAGUCAGUGUAUGCCACACAAAGCCUGAAGGAGUUUCUCGCUGACAGCCCUGUUGACAUGUCGGGAGACCCAUCAUCACAGACCUUCGAACAGCAUUUUGUGAGGAUGUUUAAGUGGGACAGACUCAUUGGCAGCUGCUUGCUGUUAGCAGAUUCAGCUUUUCAGUCAUUUUCUCUUUAAUGAAUUCAGUUAGGUCAUAACUGACUUGUCUUUAUAUUGACACCUGUACAACGGAUUCAUCCAUGUUCUUUUAUAUCAUAAGACUCCACUCCACUAAUAUGGCUCCAUUUUGUUUUCUUCUUUGUCUAUAAAAAUAUGUAUUCCUUUGAAUGUAAUAGCAGGGCAUUGUGGCCUUCAAAUGCUGGCCUUGCUCUCCCGACUCUUUUGCAGUGAACCAUGAAAUAAACUCUUGCAUUCA